AUGGAUAGCGAACUAUCAUCAGUAGAAGAAUUUGAGGACUCUGUUCUGGUCGAAAGUUCAGACAGUGGGCAAGUAGAUGCUUCAGCGGAGGCUGAGCCUGAAGCAUACGACGAGUUUGAAGAUGAAUACGACCAAGAUUUAGAUGCGUUUCCUGAAGAGCCUGAGGAUGAUUAUUAUGAUGAUGAAGAAGACGAAUACACCCCAGAAAACAAGAAGCCUGUAGCUAAGGCGACGAAAUCUAAGAAGCAACAUAAACAGACAACACAAAAGGAAAAGGACUCUAAAAUAACUACUGGCAGUCGCCAAUCAUCACGUGUGAGAAAACAUGUCGAUUAUGACCAGACUAUAGACGAUGAAGAGUUUCUCUUCGAAGAAGAGGAGCGUCCAGAGCCCCCAAAGAAGAAAAAGUCUAAGAUUGAACUAGUAGAGAUGGAAAAUACGGAUUCUGAGGACGAACUUGCAGUUCAAAAUGAUAGCGAAGCUGAAGAUGGAAAUUCUUCUGAUAUGAAGUCAAACGUAGAUUCGGUCACUGGUGAUCAACAAACAGAAGAAAACCAACAAAGGCGAUCGAAGAUGUUAGAGAAUCUUAUUGGGUUGCAAGCAAAGAAACACGGUAACCGUAAGGAGUUUACUGACGAAGAGGUACAGCUUCGGAAGGCAGAAACUGCCCGUAAAAGAAAAAACUUCAUUGAAAAAAGACUUGAAGAAGAGAAACAGGAUGUACUAAAUAAACUAUUGAAGAGAAGAGCUGCAAAGACUAAGUCUAGUAACAAGCCCGCCGCAGCGGGCAGCGAUAAAAACGCUUCAGCACAAUACGAACAAGAACUUGACACGGAAACAGGAUUUGUUAAACAAAGAAGACCUUAUAUAGCAACAGGCAUGACAAGAACUAUCAUCAACAAAUCUGAGGUAUCUUAUUCCUUACCAUAG
Molecule: messenger RNA, 930 nt
Organism: Kluyveromyces marxianus DMKU3-1042
Lineage: Eukaryota; Fungi; Ascomycota; Saccharomycetes; Saccharomycetales; Saccharomycetaceae
Gene: IES2
Product: PAPA-1-like domain-containing protein
Exons: 1
Coding region: 1-930 (309 amino acids)
Cellular component (GO): Ino80 complex
Source: RefSeq, a predicted model, not a curated record